CGGCCGGGGGGCCCUCGGGCACCCCCUGCGCUCCGUCCCGUCCCGUCCCGUCCCGCUCGGGCCCGCAUGGAUGGAGCCUCGCCGCUGCCCGCUGCCCGCCGCGUUCGCGCCCGGGAGGCCUGACAGGUAACUGAAUGCCCCCAGCGUGGAUCUUGGCUCGGUUGGAAUGCUUGGAUGCACAGCAGCUCUUCCCAUAGCUUCUUUUCGUCUGCCCCAUUACAAGAAGAUGGCAAAAGCCAACAUUACCAGAGACAUCAUCCACAGACAGAUCAAGGAGAGGGGAGCGCUGGGCUUCGAGCGGCACUACCACGUCACUGACCCCUUCAUCCGCCGCCUGGGCCUGGAGGCAGAACUGCAGGGUCACUCUGGGUGUGUCAACUGUCUAGAGUGGAAUGAGAAAGGAGACUUGUUGGCCUCUGGCUCUGAUGACCAGCACACCAUUGUCUGGGAUCCUCUGCACCACAAGAAACUCCUUUCUAUGCACACAGGACAUACUGCGAACAUCUUUUCUGUCAAGUUCUUGCCGCAUUCGGGGGAUCGGAUCCUCAUCACGGGAGCUGCGGAUUCCAAGGUGCACGUCCAUGACUUGACUGUCAAGGAGACAGUCCACAUGUUCGGAGACCACACCAACAGAGUGAAGCGGAUUGCCACGGCUCCCAUGUGGCCAAACACCUUCUGGAGUGCAGCAGAAGACGGGUUGAUCAGACAGUACGACCUGCGAGAGAACAGCAAACGCUCCGAGGUCCUGAUAGACCUGACUGAGUACUGUGGGCAGCUGGUGGAGGCCAAAUGCCUGACAGUGAACCCCCAGGACAACAACUACCUGGCAGUGGGGGCCAGCGGGCCCUUCGUGCGGCUCUACGACAUCCGCAUGAUCCACAACCACAGAAAAAGCAUGAAGCAGAGCCCUUCAGCUGGAGUACACACGUUCUGUGACCGACAGAAGCCCCUCCCGGACGGCGCGGCGCAGUACUACGUGGCAGGGCACCUUCCAGUGAAGCUUCCAGACUACAACAACAGGCUGAGGGUUCUGGUGGCCACAUACGUCACCUUCAGUCCUGAUGGCACUGAGCUCUUGGUCAACAUGGGAGGGGAGCAGGUCUAUUUGUUUGAUCUGACAUACAAACAGCGACCGUACACUUUCCUCCUCCCGAAGAAGUGCCACACUUCAGGGGGUAAGUGUGAUGCUGUCACUAAAGGGAGUGGAAGGCAGAGUGAACACCACAAACAUUUACCUGGAGUUAAGGAUGUCCAACUUACCUGUGCUCCUCCCUUCUUUCCCAUCAGCCCCCAAGUGGAGUUACCUCCUUACCUGGAGAGGAUCAAGCAGCAAGCCAACGAGGCCUUUGCCUGCCAGCUGUGGACUCAGGCCAUCCAGCUCUACAGCAAAGCAGUGCAGAAAGCCCCCAACAAUGCCAUGCUCUAUGGGAACAGGGCUGCUGCCUACAUGAAGCGCAAGUGGGACGGGGACCAUUACGAUGCUCUGAGAGACUGCUUGAAGGCCAUAUCCUUAAAUCCAUGCCACCUGAAGGCCCAUUUCCGCCUCGCCCGCUGUCUCUUUGAACUCAAAUAUGUGGCAGAAGCACUGGAGUGUCUGGAUGACUUUAAAGGGAAGUUUCCAGAACAAGCACACAGCAGUGCCUGCGAUGCAUUGGACAGGGACAUCAAUGCAGCCCUUUUCUCCAAGAGUGAUAAUGCUGAAGACAAGAAAGGGGGAGGCCCCAUCCGGCUCCGAGCCACAGGCCGCAAGGAUUCCAUCUCUGAGGACGAGAUGGUGCUGAGGGAGCGCAGCUACGACUACAAAUUCCGAUACUGUGGCCACUGUAACACCACUACAGACAUCAAAGAGGCCAAUUUCUUUGGCAGCAAUGCACAGUACAUAGUCAGCGGGUCGGACGACGGCUCCUUCUUCAUCUGGGAGAAGGAAACCACCAACCUGGUCCGAGUGCUGCAGGGAGACGAGUCCAUUGUGAACUGUCUCCAGCCUCAUCCCAGCUACUGCUUCCUGGCUACCAGCGGCAUCGACCCGGUCGUGCGACUGUGGAACCCCAGGCCAGAGAGUGAAACGCUCAACGGCCGCGUGGUGGUGGACAUGGAAGGUGCUUCCCAGGCCAACCAGAGGCGGAUGAACGCGGACCCUCUGGAGGUGAUGUUGCUCAACAUGGGGUACCGGAUCACAGGACUGACCAGUGGUGGGGCUGGAGGCUCAGAUGAUGAAGACAGCUCAGAGGGGCAAGUCCAGUGCCGGCCCAGCUAAAAUAGAACUGCCUCUCCUUCCUCUAAUUGUUUGGCUGAAAGGGAACCUAGUUUCCUUGGUCCUGGACUCUCUCUGGUGAAUGACUGCACUGUUUCGCACUAUGCACAGAGUAGGACAAGCUGGCAGGGGCAGGAGCGGCCGUCUCUGUAAACCAUCACCUCCUCCUCCUCCUCCUCCACAGCAUGGCAGUGCAGUCCGGGGUUUGCCUUUAGUGGAAUUUAGUCCCAACAGGGGUCUUUGAGUUGUCUGUAAGCAGUGUAACUGGUGAUUAUUUUUCCAGAGCUGCUGUAUGAUGUGGUACAGGGUGAUGUUGCCUGCAUUGCAGAGGGGAUGUUAAAUUCCUGAAUAAAAUACAAACCUAGGGCAGGGGUUAUGGAAUGAAUUUACUGCAGUGAUUCUGAAAGCUUGACUCUGUGCUACCAGCCUGUCUAGAGGCCCCCAGUUUAAGGUUGUUGGCCAUGAAACACCUGUUUUAUCCCAUAACAUCUUUCUUCUGGCUUCCAUCUCAGACACGUUGUCAGCAGAUGUGGCUGUGCUGUAUUGAGGACUGGAGAUUGCCUGUCUUGUCCCCCUGUCUUAGCUGAAGGAUUGUUGAAGGCACUGGAUAUGUGCAGCUCAACAGGGCAGGAUGUGCUUGCCCAGUUCUGGUACUUUCUCCUGUGGUCCAUGAACCCAUGGAGGGAGGUGACAGCAGUGGGGACAGGUUGGGUCAGAGCCUUAGGACUCGUGUAGCUGAAGCUGCUGAGGAAAGGGGCAGGUCACAGCCUCUCUCUCUGUUGCUCAGUGUGUGUAGCUGUGUUCACCUUCUCCUCUCCAUGUCACCUGUGUGGGAGCUGAGAAUGUUGUCACCGUGUGUAUGUUACAACUACAGUUUGGAGCUGUUAGAAGCAGCAUUUCUGGGCAGCCAGCUGCUCUGUCUUGGCCGAGGUGGGCCUCUUCUGCCUCGUUGGUGUGACAUUGGAUGGAUUCAUGAUCCUCUCAGGAAACCUCCUUCCUCUUCCCGCUCUCCACACACUGACUGGCUGCAGAGCCAGGAGCACACCAAGAAACGCAGCACUGGUACUUCCAUUCCUUCCCCUCUCAUGUAGCACACAGCCCUGUUUUUCCCUCUUGCAGUUGCCAAACACUAAAUACCCAACAGAUCUUACACAGCUGUGCUACAACCGAACCCGCAGAGGUUGUUUUUUUCUAGGACUAUCAACUAAGACCAAAGAGCCCCUGGAGAUCUGAACCGCUCUGCGCUGUCUCGUAGCUCUUCCUGCUGAAGGUCUGAACAUGCCAGCCUUGGUCCCAGGGGUGUGAGGUGUGUGUCUGGGAGUGUGUGCGCAUGUGUGUGUGCUGUUCUUCCAUGUGGUGCAAUCCCUGGUCUUCCUGUUGCUGCUGUGGAAAGAGGAGAGGCCUCCUUUUCCUCCUCUGGCUGUUUCUGGCUGCCAGGCGUUGCUGAGCGAGGCUGCGCAGUGCUGGCUGAGCAAGGGCUGCCUCUCCCUUCCAGAACAGUCUCUGAGAUGAGGAGGGAGAGAGGUCAUGGAGUCUGGCAGCAUCUCUCCAAGGACACUGUUCCCUGCAGGGAGAGAGAACUGGGAUCUCAUCCCUGCCCCUCAGACAGACGUCACCUGCUCUGUCUCGGAGUGAAGCCGAGUCCGCCCCGGUUUAGUGAGAGCCCCUUGAAACGACCGCCUCCCCUCGAGCUCUGGGAUGGCAGAGUCCUCUCCACCUUCUCCCACUGAGGCAGAGCUCACCUGGGACAGGUCACUCUGCUCCUGAGGGCAGCUUUGCUUGUUUUCACGCAGAACCCACGACUGUUCAGUUCACCUGUUUGCUGGGGUACAGGCUCCCCCACCCCGGGUGUACCUGCUCUUCAAGACCCAGAGGCAGCAGAAAAUUCUCCUCACUUGGGUGGCUUUCUGACACGCUCUGCCCUUUUCUUUUUUUGCUUAAGGCUUCCUACUAGAUGCAUCCUUUUUUUUUUUUUCCCCCUCUUCUCCUCCCACUCAAACUUUUUUUUCAGCUUUCAGUAGACAACGUCUGCAGACUUUGAUUUUUAGACUGAGAGACUGAGAUGGAAAGCUCUGAAGAGAACAAACCUCUCCCUCCCCGUUCACCUUUUGCUGUGGCAGCUAUUUUUUGGGGUUUUUUUACACUCGUGAGACAGUGCAGCUCUUUUACCUGCCAGUUGCAGUGUGAAAGCAAACAGAUUCCCUGCCUCUGCAGUGGGUUGCUGUUUUUAAUGGCUGCUUUGGUUAAAAAAAAAAAAAAGAUAAAUAAUAAUAGGAGUGAAAAAUCUUUCUGCCUCCAGCCCCUUUUUCCCUUGUUGUGGGCAGAUUACCUGCUUGUCACUUGUUAAUGAGGAAUUUGUAUUUAUUGGUGAAGGGAAAAAACAUGCUGGGGAAGUCGGGAGAAGAUGUUGCUUUAUUGACCUCUGCUGUUUACUUCAACCCCCUCUUUGGGAAAGCUUCUUCCUGCUCUUUCUGGUUAACUCUUUCUAGCCUGGGAUAUGCAGGGAUGCCUCCUUUAUUUUUGUAUUCUAGCAAUGGGCUCUCCGUUAGGAGACUCUAGGAUUCUCUUAGUGUUGCAGUGACCAUUGCUUCUCGCUUUUUUCGAGUACUAAAGAUGAUCAUCUCGUAAACUUUGCCCCUGCAGUUGUAGAGGUAACACACGAGCCUUACUGCCCUCAUUAGUAGGAGCAGAAAACUUGUUUCUCUGGUCCCUGGAAGAGAAAGGGUUAAGCGAUUAAAUAAUUCUUUGUUCUA
This is a messenger RNA of Lepidothrix coronata (blue-crowned manakin), 5007 nucleotides long. RefSeq names its product WD and tetratricopeptide repeats 1 (gene WDTC1). Bases 167 to 2257 code for a protein of 696 amino acids. The record is from RefSeq and is a predicted model, not a curated record. The transcript is spliced from 15 exons. Gene Ontology annotation, molecular function: protein binding. Gene Ontology annotation, cellular component: cytoplasm; Cul4-RING E3 ubiquitin ligase complex. Gene Ontology annotation, biological process: negative regulation of fatty acid biosynthetic process. Lineage: Eukaryota; Metazoa; Chordata; Aves; Passeriformes; Pipridae.